AUGGCCAGGACGGGAAGGAGAGCACGCGUCCCCUCCGGGAGCCCACGGGGCCGGGGCCACCCUGGCUCCCGCUACCUGUUUGCGGUGGUGGAGCCCAUCCUGCCCAGCCUGCAGGAGGACGGCAUCGUGGUGUGGGUGCUGGGCUCGGGGCCGUACCCCCCCGGCGUCGUGGCCCUGCAGGAGCUGCUGGAUGCGGCCUCCGAGGAGCUGGAGCCCGAGGACGUCUGGCAGCCCGAGGACAUGAACGACACUUGCCUCUACAUCUUCACCUCCGGCACCACCGGUCUCCCCAAAGCUGCCCGCGUCUCCCACCUCAAGUCCAUCAUGUGCCUGAGCUUCUACGAGCUGGUGGGAGCCUCCAGCCGGGACGUGGUGUACCUGGCGCUGCCCCUCUACCACAUGGCCGGCUCCCUCCUGGGCAUCGUCGGCUGCAUCGGCAUCGGGGCCACUUGUGUGCUGAAGGAGAAGUUCUCAGCCAGCCAGUUCUGGGAUGACUGUCGGGCCGAGGGGGUCACCGUCUUCCAGUACAUCGGGGAGCUCUGCCGCUAUCUGGUCAACCAGCCCGAGCGCCCCGGGGAGCGGGAGCACGGGCUGCGGCUGGCGGUGGGCAGCGGGCUGCGCCCCGACGUCUGGCGGAGCUUCCUGCAGCGCUUCGGGCCCAUCCGCAUCGUGGAGACCUACGGGAUGACCGAGGGCAACGUCACCCUCUUCAACUACACGGGGACGCCGGGGGCCGUGGGGCGCAGCAGCUUCAUCUACAAGCUCUUCUCGCCCUUCGAGAUCGUGCGCUACGACGUGACGGAGGGAGCCCCGGUGCGGGACGCGGCCGGGCGCUGCAUCCGCGUGGGGACGGGCGAGACGGGGCUGCUGAUCGCCCCGGUGACCCCCCGGACCCCCUUCCUGGGCUACGCCGGCAGCCGGGAGCUGUCGGAGCAGAAGCUGCUGCGGGGGGUCUUCGCCGAGGGUGACACCUACUUCAGCACCGGCGACCUGAUGGAGCAGGAUGCGGCCCAGUUCGUCCGCUUCCGCGACCGCACCGGGGACACCUACAGGUGGAAAGGCGAGAACGUGGCCACCACGGAGGUGGCUGAAGCCUUGAUGGCCCACGAGUCCCUGCAAGAAGCCACCGUCUACGGCGUCACUGUGCCAGGCCACGAGGGUCGUGCCGGGAUGGCGGCGCUGGUGCUGCGCCCCGGCUGCCGGCUGGACGGUCCCGCUCUCUACCGGCACGUGGAGCAGCUCCUGCCGCCCUACGCGCUGCCCCGCUUCCUCCGGCUGCAGGAGCGCCUGGCGAUGACGGAGACCUUCAAGCAGCAGAAGGUGCGGCUGGGGCAGGAGGGCUUCGAUCCGACUCGCGUCCCCGAUCCUCUCUUCCUGCUGGAUGAGCCCACCAAAGCCUACGUGCCCCUCAGCCCCGCACUCUGGGAGGGCGUCCUGGAUGGGAGCCGCCGCGUUUAG
Messenger RNA from Nipponia nippon (crested ibis), 1458 nucleotides. The record is from RefSeq and is a predicted model, not a curated record. NCBI's taxonomy places the organism in Eukaryota, Metazoa, Chordata, Aves, Pelecaniformes, Threskiornithidae.